Molecule: messenger RNA, 579 nt
Organism: Gamsiella multidivaricata
Lineage: Eukaryota; Fungi; Mortierellomycota; Mortierellomycetes; Mortierellales; Mortierellaceae
Exons: 2
Source: RefSeq, a predicted model, not a curated record
GCUGCACCUCAAGACAUGUUAGUGGCUCUAAUCGAGCGAUCCUCUGAGCUUAAGGCGCUGGCCGCCCGUCACUCGGAAUUCUUCAAUCUCAUCUACAGCAGCCUCUCUAAGGCCGUCCGCGACGAUUUCAAGAAGCUGCUUUUCAUGCCAAGGGAAGAGCUCUCGGAUCGAGACUGGAUGGACGCCAUUACUGACAGACUUAGCCCCCUGCCUCCAUGCAUCCUCGAAAAGUUCAAGGGUAUCGUCGGCUGGAUCGGACCUGACUGCGAAGGGGAUGAAAAUCAGGUCCAAAUCAAGUGGCUGCGAGAUAUUGAGGACUUUACUCUCGAGACCUUCAAGCAGUGCUAUCCACAGUUCUUCAUCAAUGCGAACGAGCAACUGAGAGGCCGGCGUAUGUCUCAUGGCGGGGACCAGCGAGACCAAUAUGUGAUCUUUUGCGAGACCCUAGGCCUGACCCGGACGGACCUUCCCUGCGAUAACGCCUGGGCCAGACGCAUGAACGGCUGUCUCGAAAAACAUCCAGAGCUGCUGUUGCAGCUCAAGGAGAUUAUCGCGUACGAGGUUGGAUACGACGAUUAG